Molecule: messenger RNA, 1083 nt
Organism: Rhinocladiella mackenziei CBS 650.93
Lineage: Eukaryota; Fungi; Ascomycota; Eurotiomycetes; Chaetothyriales; Herpotrichiellaceae
Exons: 2
Coding region: 1-1083 (360 amino acids)
Biological process (GO): proteasome-mediated ubiquitin-dependent protein catabolic process
Molecular function (GO): proteasome binding; endopeptidase inhibitor activity
Source: RefSeq, a predicted model, not a curated record
AUGGCUCCCGAUUCGAAUUCCCCGCUGAGCGCGGGCUCCAUACUUGAUUACAUGGUCAAGAGCCUUCCGACCCCACCUCCCGACUCUGAACAAAUACUCCUCCUCAAAGACCCAUACACUGCUAUAGCCCUCUUCUCCCAUGCCUGUAUGCUUGCAGUAGGUUUUCGUCUUAUUGGAUUGGGAGAAGAUCACAAAUUAGCCGAAUCAGACCCUCCAGAUGCACAACCCCUACCUGCCGAAUGGAAUGCCUCCUCUUCGUAUGCUUUUCGUUACGCACACUCUCAAUCCUCGAUGAAUUUUCUCGUCAAAGUGAUCCGGCUCGGAAGCAAAGCCCUUGUAUUUGGUAUGGCUCUCGGGGAUGACAAAACCGUCUCUUUUGAAGUCAGGGUGCAAGAUUAUGUGUCUGAGGGCUCGUUAAAAGAAGCAACCACCAAUUCAGACAAAAUUUCGGCGUUGCGAAACGUCUUCAUAUCCAACGGACGUCUCGAAGAUUUGGCAUCUCUCUUCAAGAUCAACAUCAUCCAGAGACUGGCACCAGGCAUUCAAAAGGCCGGUUACGAAGAUCCUGCGUCGACAAUAGAGCAGCCCAGGCGACGGGAAGAAACGCGGCCACCUGAACAUGAUCCCCUGCGUGAUACUUUUCCUCCUCCGGCACGGCCACACCCUUUUGAUGACCCGCUAGCAGCGCCUCCAAGAAGGCCUCAUCCCCCUGGUGACUUCCCCCCACCAGACUUUGAAGACGAGUAUGAGAUUAAUCGACCACCACGAGGGAUGCCAGUUGGUGGUCAACCAUUUGGCAACAUUGGCGAAAGAGACCUUUAUCCUCCUGGCCUUGGUCCCCACGAUCCCCUUCGCAUAGGACCAGGCGGCGGCUUUCAUGGAAGAGGUGGUAUGCAUCCCACCUUUGAUGACCCAAUAUUCGGUGGACAAGGGGGGCGGCAACCGUACGACCCGACCGCGCCUCCAGGAGCUAGAUACGAUCCGGUUGGACCAGGAGAUGGACCCCCAAAUCUUCACGGAGGUCGGUUUCCAGGUCGAGGGGGGGGAAGAUUUGGUGGCUUUGGGAGCAGCGACUUCGUUUAG